Messenger RNA from Prunus persica (peach), 1823 nucleotides. RefSeq lists its product as uncharacterized. The record is from RefSeq and is a predicted model, not a curated record. The transcript has 11 exons. NCBI's taxonomy places the organism in Eukaryota, Viridiplantae, Streptophyta, Magnoliopsida, Rosales, Rosaceae. The coding region runs from base 277 to 1584 and encodes 435 amino acids.
UAUUUGAUAUCCGCUACACUACAAUAAUUUUUGUCUGAAUAUUUAAUGGUGCCCUUAAUUUAUAUUUAUUUCGCAGAAAAGAACAGAAAAAAUCGAAAUAACCGCUGAGGAGCUGAGUGAGGCAGAGACAUGGGCUUGCUUGCGUAUGGCAGUCAGGGGGAAGAUAACGAAGGAUUAGACAUUAUGGCGACGAUGCUGACUUCGCUUUGAUUCAAACGAGAAAUUAGGAUCUCUCUCUCUUUCUCUCUCUAUAAAUACAUAUAAAUACUUAUAUAUAUGGCAUCCGCUUCUCUGAUUCACGCACGCUUUGGUUACUCUACGAGAUUCAGUGAUAAUCGACGAUAUGGUUCGCAGGGACCUGUAGGCUCUUCGUCUUCGUCUUGUUGCUCUUCGUCUCUGGGCUUUUCUUCUGGGUUAUAUAGUUGUUGGAGAAACCAGGGCCUUAGAGCUCAAGCUAUGACUAGUCAGGGAAAUUUUGCAUCAGCCUCCGGGGGUGUUGCAAGUGCAGGGAAUAAGCCUGAUCAUCUUCUCGUCCUUGUUCAUGGCAUCUUGGCAAGCCCAAGUGACUGGACAUAUGGGGAAGCUGAGUUACGAAGGCGUCUUGGAAGAAAUUUCCUAAUUUAUGCUAGUUCAUCUAACACGUACACUAAAACUUUUACCGGGAUUGAUGGAGCUGGAAAACGAUUAGCAGAUGAGGUCAUGCAAGUUGUGCAAAAGACAGAGAGCUUGAAGAAGAUCUCAUUUUUAGCCCAUUCUCUCGGGGGCUUGUUUGCAAGAUAUGCAAUUUCUGUCCUUUACACACCCGACGAUGGUGCCAAUACAACAAUUGCAAAUUCACAAACAGCAUACUCUUGGAGACGAGGAAAGAUUGCUGGUUUGGAGCCAAUCAAUUUUGUAACAUUGGCAACUCCACAUCUUGGGGUGAGAGGGAAAAAACAGCUGCCGUUUCUAUUCGGAGUACCUUUCUUGGAAAAGCUUGCUGCUCCGAUUGCUCCUAUUAUUGUUGGUAGAACUGGUAGUCAGUUGUUCCUCACUGAUGGUAAGCCUGAGAAACCUCCGCUUCUUUUGAGAAUGGCAUCUGAUUGUGACGACGGAAAAUUUGUAUCUGCUUUGGGGUCUUUUAAAUGUCGCAUUCUUUACGCUAAUGUAUCUUAUGAUCAUAUGGUUGGUUGGCGCACAUCAUCAAUUAGGAGGGAAACAGAAGUUUUUAAGCCCCCCCGCCGGUCUUUGGAUGGCUACAAGCAUGUUGUAGAUGUGGAGUACUAUCCCCCGGUCUCCUCUGAUGGUCCCCAUUUUCCUCCUGAAGCAGCUAAAGCAAAGGAGGCUGCCCAGAGUGAACCCAACACACAGAACACAUUGGAAUAUCAUGAAAUUGUUGAAGAGGAAAUGAUACGCGGCUUACAGCAGUUAGGAUGGAAAAAAGUUGAUGUCAGCUUUCAUUCAGCAUUUUGGCCCUUCUUUGCCCAUAACAACAUUCAUGUGAAAAAUGAAUGGCUCCACAAUGCUGGUACCGGAGUGGUCGCUCACGUCGCUGACAGCCUAAAGCAACAAGAAUCCUCUUCAUUUAUCACCGCCAGCUUAUAGCUAUAAUGUGGUAAUGUAAGGGCAGUGUAGCUGAAACAUGUAGAAUAACCUCAUGAUAUGAAAUUAGUCGAUGACACAUUUGUUGUUCAUUAGUGUAGAUCUCUUUACCUCAUUGUCGCCUCAUAUGAACAUUGAUAUAUCCAAAAGAUGUAUGGAUGUAAAUUUGUAUAUGUAGCCUACAAUGCGAUUAAUAAAGGUAGUACAUGUAGCAUCACUCAUAUGAAUGCUGUUGGUUUCGU